Messenger RNA from Gossypium arboreum, 1373 nucleotides. RefSeq names its product GDSL esterase/lipase 1-like. The coding region runs from base 193 to 1287 and encodes 364 amino acids. The transcript has 5 exons. Gene Ontology annotation, molecular function: hydrolase activity, acting on ester bonds. Lineage: Eukaryota; Viridiplantae; Streptophyta; Magnoliopsida; Malvales; Malvaceae. The record is from RefSeq and is a predicted model, not a curated record.
CCUUUCAAUCUUAUCACUGUUAUAUAGUUGAAAUGUGUCAUUGGUCGCUUUGAAAUUUCAAUUUGCAACUCUUUCUUCUUUUCUUUUCUUGAAAGCCACGCCUUAAUCCGGUGAGGAAUUUCUAGCAUCUCACAGGACUGAAGCAGGCGGCUAUAUAAAUGUCAUGCAACCUGCAAAGAAUAGAACAUAAAAAUGGCUAGUUUGAGGUUGUUCUUGUGUUUCUUUCUCUUUACUGCAAUUUCUGUCAACAUUGUAUGCAGCCGUAGUCUGCAAAAAGAUCAUAUCGCCUUGUUUAUCUUUGGGGAUUCAGUGUAUGAUCCUGGAAAUAAUAACUACAUCGACACGACUGCUCGGGCAAAUUAUUAUCCAUAUGGUGAAACCUUCUUCAAAUACCCCACUGGGAGGUUUUCUGAUGGUCGUUUAACUUCAGACUUCAUUGCCGAGUAUGCAAAUUUACCACUAAUUCCACCAUAUCUUCAACCUGGGAAUCAUGAAUUUACUGCUGGGGUCAACUUUGCUUCAGCUGGAGCUGGUGCUUUGUCUGAAACUAAUCAAGGAUUCGUGAUAGAUUUGAAAACCCAGCUAAGUUAUUUCAAGAAGGUGGCAAAGCAGUUGAGACAGGAACUAGGUGAUGCGGAAGCCAUGGCCUUCCUCUCCAAAGCUGUUUACUUAAUUAACGUUGGAAGCAAUGAUUACGUAUUACCUUUCACCACAAACUCCACCGUCUUUCAGUACUUCUCCAAACAACAAUAUGUUGGAAUGGUGAUUGGCAAUCUAACUGAGACUAUCAAAGAAAUACAUAAGGAAGGAGGAAGGAAAUUCGGGUUUCGAAACUUUGGGUCAAUGGGAUGUAUCCCAUUACUGAAAGCACUUGUACCUGGAAAUACAACAGGUUCCUGCUUUGAACAAGCAAAUGAACUAGCCAAACUACACAACGCAGCUUUCACUAAAGCCCUGGAAGAGAUGGAGAUCAAACUAGUACAAUUCAAAUACUCAAUGCAUCAUUUGAAUAUUUAUCUUAGUGAACUGACGAAAAAUCCCAGAAGAUUUGGUUUCAAGGAGGUAAAUAAAGCAUGUUGUGGAAGCGGUCCUUACAGAGGAAUUUCGAGCUGUGGGGGGAGGAGGGGUGUGACAGAAUACGAAUUAUGUUCAGACCCCACUCAAUAUUUUUACUUUGACUCGAGCCAUGUUUCUGAAAAGGCCAACAGACAGAUUGCUCAGCUGAUGUGGAGUGGACCACCUAAUAUUACGGGGCCUUACAAUCUAAAAGCAUUGUUUCAACCAUAAUCAUUUGAUUUCAUCCAACAUCAUCUUUACAUAAUUAUUUAGUACAAAUGAAUAAAGCCAUAGAAAAAGAGUGCCUAAAGCUAAAA